Penicillium nucicola is the source of this 495-nucleotide messenger RNA. RefSeq lists its product as uncharacterized. The transcript has 2 exons. Lineage: Eukaryota; Fungi; Ascomycota; Eurotiomycetes; Eurotiales; Aspergillaceae. The coding region runs from base 1 to 495 and encodes 164 amino acids. Gene Ontology annotation, molecular function: hydrolase activity, acting on glycosyl bonds. The record is from RefSeq and is a predicted model, not a curated record.
AUGGCUCUCUCAGCAUGCAACGUUGUGACAAAUCCCUCUUUUGAAACCGGCGUCCUGAACCCGUGGCAUGCAUCUGCUGUCGACGUCGCCAAGAUCAGCAAUGGCACAACUGCCUACAGUGGUGAAUAUUAUCUUAACCUUCAAACUGCAGUGGGAAACCGGGGAAACACAAUCUCGCAGUCCCUGCAGCACCUCAAGCCACGAUCCAAGUAUGACUUCAGUGCACAGGUACAGGUGCCGUCGCCGUCCGGUUCAUCGUACUGCUCCGUGUAUGUCUACUCGGGCAAGAACGCGACGGUCGGCGCCAUUGCUUCGGCACAGUUAUUCAACUUUGGAGAAUGGACAGGGAUUAGCGGAAGCUAUAUUCCCAGAAGAGAUCAUGACGUUUUGAACAUUGUGGCUGCUUGUGACUCGGAGGAUUCAUCCGUGACGGGCAAUGUGCUGAUUGACAACGUUAGCUUGAUAUCUGAGAAGUGUGGAUGGGCUUCGGACUAG